This is a messenger RNA of Staurois parvus, 353 nucleotides long. NCBI's taxonomy places the organism in Eukaryota, Metazoa, Chordata, Amphibia, Anura, Ranidae. The record is from the annotation of a GenBank genome assembly.
AUGCAGACCGCUUCUACAAACAUUUGUGAAAAAAAUGGGUCGCUAUCAGGAGCUCAGUGAAUACAAGCAUGGUACCGUGAUAGGUUGCCACCUGUGCAAUAAGUCCAUCCGUGAAAUUUCCUUGCUACUAAAUAUUCCACGGUCAACUGUUAGUGGUAUUAUAACAAAGGUGAUGAACUGGGAACAACAGCAACUCAGUCACGAAGUGAGUGGGGUCAGCGCAUGCUGAAGUGCGCAGAAGUCGCCAACUGUCUGCAGAGUCAGUAACUAAAGACCUCAAAACUUUGUGUGGCCUUCAGAUUAGCACAACAACAGUGCAUAAAGAGCUUCAUGGAAUAGGUUUCCUUGACCAA